This is a messenger RNA of Caenorhabditis remanei, 1659 nucleotides long. RefSeq lists its product as uncharacterized. NCBI's taxonomy places the organism in Eukaryota, Metazoa, Nematoda, Chromadorea, Rhabditida, Rhabditidae. Gene Ontology annotation, cellular component: cytoplasm. The record is from RefSeq and is a predicted model, not a curated record. The transcript is spliced from 10 exons. Gene Ontology annotation, molecular function: calcium-dependent cysteine-type endopeptidase activity. Gene Ontology annotation, biological process: proteolysis. The coding region runs from base 1 to 1659 and encodes 552 amino acids.
AUGUCAUUUUCCACGGAAUUCCACGACAGCAAAGAAUCAAUAUUCCUUAAAGGAGAUAAGGAGUGUGAAGAGCACGCAGCACUACUCAGGGACAUCGGCGACGUGUUCGUUGACCCGGAUUUCCCGCCCACCGCCAAUUCGCUUGGAAAAAUAAUAGAUGAUCAGGGGAAUGAGGAUUUUGAGAAUUUGAACGACCCAUGGUUUGCGCCUCAUCAAUUUCAGGGGUACGCUGGAUUUCCGGAUUACGGUAGAUGGUCACUUUAUGAAGACCCGUGGCCAUUCCACGUGGAUCAGGGAAGACUUGGAGACUGUUGGCUGAUUGCGGCGAUUCAGGCGAUUGCUAGACGCAAGGAGAUCGUGGAGCAGAUUCUACCCGAGAGGGAUUACACGAGGGAUUGUGGUAUUGUCCCGGUUAGACUAUUCGUGAACGGGAAAUGGGAAGUGAUCAAAGUGGACUACCAUAUCCCUCAAGAUGACGGAAUGACGAGAGGCGCCAAAAAUCUAAAAAAUCAAUUCUGGGUUGCAUUUAUUGAAAAAGCAUUCGCAAAAGUGAGAGGAAGUUACGGAGACUUGAUUGGAGGCACCACGUGCUCCGCCUUCCAAUGUCUCACCGGUUGUUACAGUACCUCGAUUCAUUUAAAUCCGAAUGCGGACGCCGAGAAGAUGUGGGAGGACUUGAUUAGUUAUUACUCCUGCGGCUAUCCACUUGCGGCGGCGACACCAAAAGCAGAAAACUAUCGGAAAAUUGGAUUGUGUCCGGAGCACGGCUACUCGAUUCUCGAUUUCAAGGAGCAUGAAGGUUAUCGAUUGAUUCAGAUUGGAUCCACCAAUUCUUUGAGGUGGAAUGGGAAAUGGUCGCAUUUGUCGGGUUAUGAUUAUGACACCUUCCGCCAAUUCCCGUUUGUAGACCGCCGCCUGAUAGGCUAUAAAAUUUUCUGGAUCGAAAUUGAUGAUUUCAUUAAAUAUUUUGAUACGAUUUACGUUUGUAAAUAUAAAUCCGGUUGGCAUGACCGAAGUGUCACCCAAACUAUCAAACGGAAGAGUGAAUCGAAUUCAGAGGCUCAAAUCAUGAAAAUCCAAAUUGAAAAACGACAGGAAUUUGUGAUUGAUGUGAAACUACGAAAGGAACAAUGUGGCUUGUACCUCCAAUUCUUGAAUAUUCACAAAGCGACGGCUGAAAAUGAAUGUGGAGAAUUACUGUACAAUUUCAACACCCCAUCGCCUCUGACUACUGUAUCCAUGGAUUUCGUCAUUGUCCCGUUCAAAACCGCCAUUCAAAGUGUCCAAGAAGUGGUUCUGAAAUACGGGAAAUCAGAAAAAUACGAAAAUGGCAAUUUAAUUAUUUAUACAUGGACCAAUGCGAAUUGUUUUCUAAUUAUGGCCGAUAAUUUGUAUAAAUGGACUCAUAUCAGAUAUUAUGCCACUCUGCUAUCGGAUAAAGAAGGAGUGUAUUCUGGUUCGAUGUUGAAGCAAACUUCCUGGGUGCCAAUUUCCCCGAGAACCAGAUCCUUCGUCGCAUUUCUGAAUCACAUUGAAUUAGGAGUACCGACUAGUCAGAUCAAACUUGAGUACUGUCUCAGCUCGUGGUUCAUGAAAUGGCUGAAUUGGAUUGAUGCUUCGAUAUUCAGCGAGAAUUUCGAGUUGGCAAUUUCUAUUUAA